CUCUGGGGUGGGCUUGAAGCACACAGGCAGUGGUACCGAGAAAGCACCCAACACCCGUGCCCCUACCUCCCAGGACACCCAAAGAAGAGCAGCCACCAUGCAUCUUCCUGAAAGCCUGCAGGACCUGGCAGACAGUGAGACAGUGCGCUUUUUGAGGAGACCAAAGAGCAUCUCGAGGAUCUGCGGAGGGGUCUUUUCCCUGGUCAUCUUUUCCUCUCUACUAACUGAUGGUUACCAGAACAGGACAGAGAAUCCUCAGCUCCGCUGCGUCCUCAACAGCAACCAUGUGGCGUGUAGCUUCGCAGUAGAAGCUGGCUUUCUGUCCUUCCUCAGCUGCUUGGUCUUCCUUGCCUUAGACGCGCGUGAGAGCCGCGUCACAGGCAGCCGCUUUAAGACAGCCUUCCAGCUCUUGGACUUCAUCCUGGCUGUCCUCUGGGCAGGUGUCUGGUUUGUGGCCUUCUGCUUCCUGGCCAGCCAGUGGCAACACUCCAAGUCCAAGCAUUUCCUCUUGGGGAACAGCAGCGCCAAGGCAGCGAUUGCCUUUGCUUUCUUCUCCGUCCCUGUCUGGAUAUUCCAGGCCUACCUGGCCUUCCAGGACCUCCGAGAUGAGGCUCCAGUCCCCUACAAGCGCUCCCUGGAUGAGGGUGGUGUGGUGCUGAACACCCUCUCCCCAUCAUCCACCAUUAGCCCUGUCAACCCUCCCACCACAGGCCCCAACAGUGUGAGUUACACCAGCUCAGCCCUGUCCCCCUACCUGACUGCCGCAAAGGGCCCUCGCCUGGCUAUGAUGCCAGACAGCUGAACAGCCUUACCCACAUCAGUAAAGAGCUCUUCUCCCUCUGAGGGGUUUCUGAAUAACCCUGUCCUCUGUCUGUUCCUCUCAUCCCUUGAAUGGCAGGGGGAGGAGGGAGACCCCUGAAA
Onychomys torridus (southern grasshopper mouse) is the source of this 921-nucleotide messenger RNA. It is a transcript of the gene Syngr4, whose product is annotated as synaptogyrin 4. Gene Ontology annotation, cellular component: synaptic vesicle membrane; neuromuscular junction. The record is from RefSeq and is a predicted model, not a curated record. Bases 98 to 802 code for a protein of 234 amino acids. NCBI's taxonomy places the organism in Eukaryota, Metazoa, Chordata, Mammalia, Rodentia, Cricetidae. The transcript has 4 exons.